CCUCCGCCAUGGCCACCUCCGCCGCCUCCUCGGAGCAUUUCGAGAAACUGCACGAGAUCUUCCGCGGCCUCCAUGAAGACCUACGAGGGGUGCCGGAGCGGCUCCUGGGGAUAGCAGGGACAGAAGAGAAGAAGAAAUUGAUCAGAGAUUUUGAUGAAAAGCAACAAGAAGCAAAUGAAACGCUGGCAGAGAUGGAAGAGGAACUACGUUAUGCACCCCUGUCCUUUCGUAACCCUAUGAUGUCUAAGCUUCGAACCUACCGUAAGGACCUUGCCAAGCUCCAUCGGGAAGUGAGAAGCACACCUUUGACAGCCGCACCUGGGGGCCGAGGAGACAUGAAAUAUGGUACAUACGCUGUAGAGGAUGAGCAUAUGAAUCGGCUACAGUCUCAAAGAGUAUUGCUUCUGCAAGGCACUGACAGCCUGAACCGGGCCACCCAGAGCAUUGAGCGUUCUCAUCGGAUUGCCGCGGAGACUGACCAGAUUGGCUCAGAAAUCAUAGAAGAGCUGGGAGAGCAGCGUGACCAGUUGGAACGUACCAAGAGUAGACUGGUAAACACCAGUGAAAACUUGAGCAAAAGUCGGAAGAUUCUCCGUUCAAUGUCCAGAAAAGUGACAACCAACAAGCUGCUGCUUUCCAUUGUCAUCUUACUGGAGCUAGCCAUCCUUGGAGGCCUGGUUUAUUACAAAUUCUUUCGCAGGCUGUGAACCUCCUACAGGGAAGGUUUUGUGGACCAGAACUUGGACUCUGUGAAUGAAUGGUGUUAGAGGUGUGGAGAAAUCAUAUCGCUG
Sus scrofa (pig) is the source of this 791-nucleotide messenger RNA. RefSeq names its product vesicle transport through interaction with t-SNAREs 1B (gene VTI1B). Lineage: Eukaryota; Metazoa; Chordata; Mammalia; Artiodactyla; Suidae. Gene Ontology annotation, cellular component: late endosome membrane; ER to Golgi transport vesicle membrane; Golgi apparatus. Gene Ontology annotation, biological process: vesicle fusion with Golgi apparatus; retrograde transport, endosome to Golgi; intracellular protein transport. The record is from RefSeq and is marked provisional. Gene Ontology annotation, molecular function: SNAP receptor activity; SNARE binding.